CUCAUCUCAUUUCGGUGUAGCAGGAAACUCCUCUUAUCUGAGCUCCUCCUGACAAUAGCAGUGCUGUUUUCCAUGUCACUGUGAAGUAAGACCAGCGGACAAACAGCACCGUAGCCAUGAGCCAGACAGCUGAGCAGCUGUUAAUCAUCUAUGAGACGGAGGCAGAGCAAUGGGCCACCUAUCUGCAUUUAGCCUUCGCUGGUCCAAUCCCAGAGGCCGGGAUCCGGUGCUAUGACAUCGCCGCAGUGUCCAGCCGGCAGGAUGACUUCCUCAGGCUGGCCCAGUACGCCUGCAAGUUCCUGGUCCUUUCAAAGGGCAUGCUGGAGGGCAUGUGCCAGAAGCAGCGCUUCUUCCUGGCCCGCGUGUUGCAUCCUGCGGCCCGUGUGGUGGUGCUGCUGUGCGGGGUCGAGAGCCUGACCCCGCUGCUGGAGCUGGUGCCCCUGAACGGCGACGAGUGCCUGCAGGUCUCCAGUGAACAAGAUGCUCAUGAGUACACGUCCACUGUGAUUGAUAUCGUGAGAAAAGGUGUGUUAGCCACAGCGGCAAAUGUCAACCCCAUGACUCGUAAACUAUCAGGAUCAGAGCAAAAGGCGGAACAAAUGCAGUCACCUGGAGGCCAGAGUGUCCGAUCCAGCAUUGUGGUCGUUCCCUCCAGAGUUCCAUGCGGGAGCUCUACGGAAGUGUUCAUUCUCUUGAAAAAUGAGUCGGCUGGCAGCGACGCUGAGGUUGAGUUCACUGGUGAGAAUCAGAUGCUGAGAGUGAAGCCCGUCUGCUGGAAUGAGCGGAUCCUGUGCGUCAACGCACCAGAUUUUCCAGCAGGAAAUGUGAGAGUGACUGUGUAUAGCGGUGGGGUGCCACUGAGCAAGGCACAGCUGCAGUACUACAGCAACAUGGAGGAAAUAACCUCCCUCCUUGCGAGGGCAGCAGACCCUGUGGACUUCAUGUGUCAGGCUCUUCGUGAGUCCUCUGUGGAGAAACUGGAUCAGAAGUUGUCCUCCAUGUUGUUGGAGAGCAUGCCCACCGGAGGCUUUCAGGGACUGCAGUGUGAAAACACUCCUGAAAGAGAGCUGCGCCAAGCAGAUGCACCGUCGCUCCUCCACUUUGCCGCCCAGUACGGAUUCAAGAGCGUCUCCAGCCUGCUCCUCCAGUGUCCAGGUGCUGAGCGAGCGCUGCGAACAGCCAACCGCCACGGACAGACUCCCACUGAGAUCGCCAAGAGUCAAGGCCACACGGAGCUCCACGUCUUAUUGAAGGAGACACUGAAUAUGUUCAACUCGCGCGAGGACAAUGGGGAUGCCGGUGUGUACGAAAUGAUGAGCACUGCAGGGACUCCUUCCACCAAGCGUGAACAGGAUGAGCAACAAGGAGAGGAUGAAGAGGGGGAGGAUGAGGAUAUCUACGCACCACUGGAGCUGAAUGAUGAAUAUGACAGCAUCAUGAACUCAACAAAAGCAGUGGCUAUUGCCAAUCGCCCACCAGCACCCACACCUCGGCCUGAGAGCACCCUGCAGGAGGACAGAACCCCUUACAUCACUAAAGUGUUCCAGAAGAAGAAGACACAACAGGGCGAUGCUGAUCUGUAUUCACUUCCCACCAAACAAUCGCAUGGGCGGGAAGACAGCAUCUCUUCCACCUAUGAUACCUUUGUGCCAAACCAGACAAACGGGCUCCAGCAGCAGCAGCUCAUUGAGCUCCAGCAGAGGGUGAAGGCAGGUUCACUCACUGUGGACUGGCAGCGGGUUCAGAAGGGCAUGGACGGCGUCCAGCAGCAGAAGUCGAGUCAGCCGAGAGCCAGUAUCGUCAACAGCAGAAAGGCCGAUGACAGUGUCUAUGAUAAAAUCAACAUCGUUCAUCACACGCCAAGUGUUGCAGUGAGUGAAAAUCGAAGAGGAAACCGAGCAGUGGAGUCUAAUUUUUACAGCAAGCCACUUAAAGGACAGCAUUUAAGUUUCUUCUCGAAAGGUGACAAACGGUGAAGGCUCCAUCACUCUACAAAGACUCUAUUCAUCCACCAAUUAUAUCAGGUAUAAUCUGUUUGAAAACAUAAUCUGUCGAUUUAAUUGUAUUAUUAACAAAGUUUUGUAUUUCCAAUUAACAAGUGAGAUGAUUUUUGAUGUAUUUCUUACUGAUUGUUCAGCUUUUUUUUUUUGCCUCUUUUAAGAUAUUAUGGUAGUAAAUAGUAAAGUUCUGGUUUAAGGAAAAAUCACAUAUACAAUGUACAAUGUGUGUAACUUAACUUUUGAAAUCAAAUUUGCAUCUUUAUUAUCAUUUUAUCUUAAUCUUAAAAGUUUUCCAUGUCAACAACUACCUUGUUCAUUUUGAAAAUUGUCUAUUUCUUCUACUCUACUAAAGUUAUAAUAAAUAUUGUUCAUGCAUCUUUCACACAGUGAAAAAAUCCAAUUAAAUAUCCAUAUAAAAAU
Sebastes umbrosus (honeycomb rockfish) is the source of this 2420-nucleotide messenger RNA. RefSeq names its product B-cell scaffold protein with ankyrin repeats-like. The record is from RefSeq and is a predicted model, not a curated record. Bases 117 to 1976 code for a protein of 619 amino acids. Gene Ontology annotation, molecular function: protein tyrosine kinase binding; signaling receptor binding. Gene Ontology annotation, biological process: negative regulation of B cell activation; negative regulation of phosphatidylinositol 3-kinase/protein kinase B signal transduction; B cell activation. The transcript is spliced from 16 exons. NCBI's taxonomy places the organism in Eukaryota, Metazoa, Chordata, Actinopteri, Perciformes, Sebastidae.